Molecule: messenger RNA, 607 nt
Organism: Ixodes scapularis (black-legged tick)
Lineage: Eukaryota; Metazoa; Arthropoda; Arachnida; Ixodida; Ixodidae
Gene: mtSSB
Product: single-stranded DNA-binding protein, mitochondrial
Exons: 5
Coding region: 95-589 (164 amino acids)
Biological process (GO): mitochondrial DNA replication; positive regulation of helicase activity
Cellular component (GO): mitochondrial nucleoid
Molecular function (GO): single-stranded DNA binding
Source: RefSeq, a predicted model, not a curated record
UUUCCACUGUGUUCCUUUCAGUUCACAGCCUUUGCGGCCUUUGCGCCUUUGCCCGAAAACGAAAAAGACGCGCACGCAUCUUGGAAGACAAGAGAUGAAUCUCGCGGCAAAAAGACUCUUGGGGUGGUCAGGAAAGCUGCUCCAGUACAACAGAGGAAUCGCAACCACACAGAGUCCACGCUGCGAGGAGAGGCCACCUUCCCUGGAAAAAAGCAUCAACCAAGUGACACUUCUCGGCCGAGUGGGCAUCGAGCCACAGCUGCGUGGCAGCGAUGCUACCCCGGUGGUGGUCUUCACCCUCGCCACCAACAGCAACUACAGAUACGAGACAGGCGAGGUGCAGCAGAGGACGCAGUGGCACCGCAUCAGCGUCUUCAAGCCGUUCCUGCGGAACACCGUCCACCAGCACAUGCGCAAGGGUUCCAGGGUCCUCGUGCAGGGGCGUCUGGUGUACGGCGAAGUGACAGACGCCAAGGGAGUGGGGCACAUCACCAGCACCGUGGUCGCAGACGAGGUGGUCUUCCUCGGACGCAGUGCCAAGGAGGAGAACGCGGAGAGCGAGACCGUUGCAAGUUCUAGUUUCCAAUAAACUGUUGCAUUCUACUGA